GUUGGAGUGGCCUGAACCCAGCCCUGUGUCCUAAUCAACUGAGUUGGUCCCAACUUCUGCUCAUGCCUGUUGCCCUGGAAAUGGCCCUGCUUCUCCUCUUCUGGGCCCUGGUGGGGAGCCCAGAGGCUCUGGGCAGCCAGACAGCUUUGCCGCCAGUCACGCUCAGCCCUGGAGGGACCUUUGCUUCUUCAGCCUUGAAUAACUAUGAGGCCUUCACCUCAGAAAAGGACUCCAACAUUGGGAGCACUGGAGGGCCGAUCUCAAACCCACCUUCAACUCCUUUUAUGACCAAUGAGUUGUCCUCUCUUGGAACUUCCAUUGAUGAGGAACGUCCCACCCAAACUGUUUCCCUUGAAAAUUCAUCAGUGCUCUUGGAAACCUUGACUGUAGCCAGUGACCCUGCUGUCUCCACAGUAUCCCACACUGUGACUGGUGGAAUCAUGACAACUGACUCUCUGGAAAUCACCAAUGGAACAAAUGGGCCCCCUAUGAACACAGUAACUAGCUUUCUAGAGACCUCCCAUGGGGCUGGUGGACCUCCUGUUACCAUGGCAACUGGCUUUCUGGAGACCUCCCAUGGGGCCAGUGGACCCUCUGCCACCAUAGCAACUAACCCUCUGGACACCUCCCAUGGGGCCAGUGGACCCCCUGUCACCAUGGCAACUAACCCUCUGGAGACCUCCCAUGGGGCCAGUGGACCCCCUGUCACCAUGGCAACUAACCCUCUGGAGACCUCCCAUGGGGCCAGUGGACCCCAUGUCACCAUGGCAACUAGCUCUCUGGAGACCUCCCAUGGGGCCAGUGGACCCCCUGUCACCAUGACAACUAACCCUCUGGAGACCUCCCAUGGGACCAGUGGACCUACCAUCAGCAUGACAACUAGCUCUGUGGAGACUUCCCAUGGGGCUGGUGUAAAAAUAUCCACAGUGAUUACUCCUAUCAUUAGGCCCUCCCCAAAUCCAGAUGAGAGGUCAAACAAAAUGCUGCUGGUGGCUGUGCUUGUGGCCCUGCUGGUGGUUAUUAUCCUCAUAGUUCUGCUCCUACUAUGGCGCCAGCGGCAGAAGCAGCGCACCGGGGCCCUGACACUAAACAGAGAUGGAAAGCGCAAUGGGGUGGUAGAUGCCUGGGCUGGGCCUGCCCAGGUCUCUGAUGAGGGGACCGUGGCAGUGACAAUGGGAGGGCCUGGGGAUGACAAGGGUUCUGGGGUCCCCAAUGGGGAGGGGUCUGGCCAGCGGCCCACGCUUACUACUUUCUUUGGCAGAAGAAAAUCUCGCCAGGACUCUGUGGCACUGGAGGAGCUGAAGUCUGAGCCAGGCCCCAGCCUAAAGGGGGAGAAAGAGCCACUGAUGGGCAGUGAGGAGAGGGCUCUGGAGGCUCCCUUUUCUGAUGGGUCAGAGGCAGGAGAUGGGGCCGCAUUGCAGAGCUCAUGAAGGGCAAGAGUGGAGGGCAGAAUGCUUGCCAGCUUCUGUCACCUUCCUUCUCCUCAUCCCCUCCAGCCCCGGCCCCUAGUGCUUCCCUGCAGCCUGCUCUGCAUCUUCACCUCGCUUCUCCACCCUGGGCCUUCCUGCAGCAUCCUGCCCCAGCACUGCACUUAGCACGGGGC
Messenger RNA from Otolemur garnettii (small-eared galago), 1603 nucleotides. RefSeq names its product sialophorin (gene SPN). The record is from RefSeq and is a predicted model, not a curated record. Gene Ontology annotation, molecular function: transmembrane signaling receptor activity; heat shock protein binding. Gene Ontology annotation, biological process: regulation of immune response; regulation of T cell activation; regulation of T cell migration. The coding region runs from base 63 to 1430 and encodes 455 amino acids. Gene Ontology annotation, cellular component: external side of plasma membrane. The transcript has 2 exons. Lineage: Eukaryota; Metazoa; Chordata; Mammalia; Primates; Galagidae.